AUGUCUGGACGUGGAAAACAGGGCGGCAAGGCGCGCUCCAAGCCGAAGUCCCGUUCAUCCAGAGCUGGCCUGCAGUUCCCCGUGGGCCGCGUUCACCGUCUGCUCCGCAAGGGCAACUACGCGGAGCACAUUGGGGCCGGCGCGCCCGUGUACCUGGCGGCGGUGCUGGAGUACCUGACGGCCGAGGUCCUGGAGUUGGCGGGCAACGCGGCCCGCGACAACAAGAAGACGCGCAUCAUCCCGCGCCACCUGCAGCUGGCCAUCCGCAACGAUGAGGAGCUCAACAAGCUGCUGAGCAAGGUCACCAUCGCGCAGGGCGGCGUCCUGCCCAACAUCCAGGCUGUGCUGCUGCCCAAGAAGACUGAGAGCCACCAUCACAAAGUCCAGAGCAAGUAA
Rhinolophus ferrumequinum (greater horseshoe bat) is the source of this 396-nucleotide messenger RNA. RefSeq names its product histone H2A type 1-A. Gene Ontology annotation, cellular component: nucleosome. NCBI's taxonomy places the organism in Eukaryota, Metazoa, Chordata, Mammalia, Chiroptera, Rhinolophidae. Bases 1 to 396 code for a protein of 131 amino acids. Gene Ontology annotation, molecular function: DNA binding; protein heterodimerization activity; structural constituent of chromatin. The record is from RefSeq and is a predicted model, not a curated record. The transcript has a single exon.